This is a messenger RNA of Propithecus coquereli (Coquerel's sifaka), 1931 nucleotides long. It is a transcript of the gene CRHBP, whose product is annotated as corticotropin releasing hormone binding protein. Gene Ontology annotation, molecular function: corticotropin-releasing hormone binding. Bases 427 to 1395 code for a protein of 322 amino acids. The transcript is spliced from 7 exons. NCBI's taxonomy places the organism in Eukaryota, Metazoa, Chordata, Mammalia, Primates, Indriidae. The record is from RefSeq and is a predicted model, not a curated record. Gene Ontology annotation, biological process: negative regulation of corticotropin secretion; negative regulation of corticotropin-releasing hormone receptor activity; hormone-mediated signaling pathway.
ACUUUGAUUUGCAAAACUGAAAAUUCCCCCAAUGUCCACAGAAGAGUAGAAUGUACCAUUUGGCAGGUCAAGAAAAUGCCCUCCCUUAUUCUUCGUCCCUGCCUCAUUCUUAAUCCUACAUUUUCAGCUCGCUAAGUUGUAGCGACUGGAAUCAUUCUUGGUGAAUAAUGCUGGGCCACGCUGAAGAUUUGUGGCUGAGAGCCGGACCCUCGUCAUCGCCACGUACUUUGUCAAUGAGACAGGGUAACCCAUGGUUACUGAGCUGCGAUCGGGAAGGGGCAGAGAGCCUCCGCUCCCCACUGCUCUAUAAAAGAGACCCAGCAAAGGGACCCUACCAGCUUCUAGCUCUCAGGCUGCGCGAAGGUGUGGGAAGGAAAGCCCAAGACCUCCGGAGCAGAGCAUACCAGCUGCCGACGCAAGGCCAGCAUGUCACCUAACUUCAAACUUCAGUGCCACUUCAUUCUGAUCUUCCUGGUGGCUCUCAGAGGGGAGAGCCGGUACCUAGAGCUGCGGGAAGCGGCGGACUACGACCCUUUCCCGCUCUUCAGCGCCAACCUGAAGCGGGAGCUGGCGGCGGAGCAGCCGUACCGCCGCGCUCUGCGGUGCCUGGACAUGCUGAGCCUCCAGGGCCAGUUCACCUUCACCGCCGACCGGCCGCAGCUGCACUGCGCCGCCUUCUUCAUCGGCCAGCCCGAGGAGUUCAUCACCAUCCACUACGACCUGGUCUCCAUCGACUGUGAGGGCGGGGACUUCCUGAAGGUAUUUGAUGGUUGGAUUCUCAAGGGGGAGAAGUUCCCCAGUUCCCAGGAUCAUCCUCUCCCCACGACGGAGCGGUAUAUAGAUUUCUGCGAGAGUGGUCUGAGCAGGAGGAGCAUUAGAUCCUCCCAGAACGUGGCCAUGAUCUUCUUCCGGGUCCAUGAACCAGGAAAUGGAUUUACGUUAACCAUAAAGACAGAUCCCAACCUCUUUCCCUGCAAUGUCAUCUCUCAGACCCCAAAUGGAAAGUUCACCCUGGUAGUUCCACACCAGCAUCGCAACUGCAGCUUCUCCAUAAUUUAUCCUGUGGUGAUCAAAAUAUCUGAUCUCACCCUGGGACACUUAAAUGGUCUUCAGUUAAAGAAAUCCUCAGCAGGUUGUGGGGGGAUAGGAGACUUUGUGGAGCUGCUGGGAGGAACUGGAUUGGACCCUUCCAAGAUGAUGCCUUUAGCUGAUCUUUGCUACCCUUUUCAAGGCCCUGCCCAAAUGAAAAUUGGCUGUGACAACACUGUGGUGCGCAUGGUCUCCAGUGGGAAACACAUAAAUCGUGUGACUUUUGAGUAUCGUCAGCUGGAACCAUACGAGUUGGAAAACCCAAAUGGAAACAGUAUCCAGGAAUUCUGUUUGUCCAGUUUUUGAGUGACCAACCCAGUGAUUUACAUGCUGCUAAGUGAGUUUUUAAUGGCUCUUGUAUAUGGUUUUGAUGCCCAGCUAGUUAAAAAGCUUUUCAGACCAGUCAGUAUUUCCAGCCUUGAGCACACAUACAUACAUUAAUUUUUGUGCUUUGCUUUUUUUUUUGUUCGUAAUAGAUAAGUGAACACAUGGCAGAAAAUAAGCCCCUAUUUGGUAGAAAAAAAUUUUAAAUGGAAAUCUUUGUGCUGCUUUGGUGUAUUACAAACCUGAAACUGGUAAGACGAGUGGGAAACAAUAAAAAAUUGUAUCUCAAGGAAAGAAAAAUGGUGAUACUUGUUUUCUGUUUUAUAACAGAAAAAAUUCAAAGUCUUGUGUAGGGCAAAGUAGUUGCAUCUGUUUAUUACUCUGUUUACAAGAGACAGUAAUUAUAGCUAUUAUUUAUUGAUUUGUAACAACUUGUUUUUAAUAAAACUUUGUAGCAUGGAAAAAAUUUUCCAGCCACAAAUACAUACAUGAAUAAAUAUAUUGAGAAAGUUGGCACC